AUGAAGAGCGUAUACUCAACAUUGGGCUUUGCCCUCGGUGCCUCUGCUGCAUCUCUGGUUGCUCGCGACCAAUGCUGCUUCUCCUUGACUGCCGCUGGUGGUAAGAGCGGUGUCGUGGGUCAGCUUGGCGAUGGUCAGAACAGAAUCGGCCAGACCUCUGGACUUUCUACUGGACAGGCUACCUACUGCAUCAACAACGGUGGUUUGACUGAUGAGAAUGGAAGAGGAUGUAUGUUCACCCUUCCCUCCGACCUUUUCCAAUGCGAUGUUGGUGCCUCGCCUACCACUGGCUUCGCAGUCAGCUCCAGUGGUGACCUGACCUACAACGGCAACACCCAGUUCUAUGCCUGCGCUACUGGCGACAACGGUGGCUACAACAUCUACACCACCACCACUAGCGCUCAGACUGGAUGUGUUAAGAUCACUCUUAACACUGGUGGCAAGUGUGCUGGCUCCAACGGAUCUGGUAGCUCUUCUGCUCCCGCAUCAUCGAAGCCUGCUUCAUCUGCUCCUGCCUCUUCGAAGCCUGCUUCGUCUGCCCCUACCUCUUCGAAGCCUGCCUCGUCGGCUCCUGCGUCAUCUGCUCCUGCACCUUCGAAGCCUGCUUCCUCUGCCCCUGCUUCGUCGGCUCCUGCACCCUCAAAGCCAGCAUCUUCUGCUCCUCCUGCCUCGCAGCCUGCUUCGUCCGCUCCUCCUGCUCCUAUGACCGUCACCUCCUACUCGACUUCCUACGUCACUGUCACCAACUGUGCCGCUGGCUGUACACCUGUGCCUAGCGGACCUGCCUCUCAGCCCGCUGGUUCUAAGCCCGCUUCUUCCGGCCCUGCCCCCAGCGCUCCUGCUUCGCAGCCUGCUGGAUCCAAGCCUGCCUCUUCUGCCCCUGCACCUAGUGCUCCUGCAUCCUCUGCUCCUGCUCCUAAGCCCGCCUCAUCUGCACCUGCUGCCAGCGGUACUUCGGGCGGUAACGGAAACGGCAAUGGCAAUGGAAACGGCAACGCUUGCCAGACUUCCCUCACUGGCGCUUACCAGACCCCUCAUGCAAUCAUCCCCGUCAACAAGAACUCNCCCAGCACUUCCUACGGAACCCAGUACAACGCCUAUUUGAGCUCUAGCAACAGCACCGUCUUCAACUUCGAUAUUCCUUCCAGCUACGCUGGCAAGCAGUGCAGCGUUAUCUUCCUGUUCCCUACCAAGGCCCAGCUUGAGACUUCUGACUUCACCAUGUCUGGAUCUGGCGGUAUCAAGUUCGACCAGCUUACUUCCCCUGCUCCCUUGAGCGUCAGCUACGCUACCUGCCCUGCUGUGAAGAGCAACCUCGGCAUGGUCGACAACGUUACUCCUGGAAACAGCUACGUUGUCUCUACUGGUGCAUGCCAAGCUGGAUCUACCGUCUCCAUUCUCGCCAGCGCCACUGGCAGCCUCGGUCUUGAGGUAAGUUAUACUAAAUAUCUAUCAUAUUUUACACAUACUAACGAUAGAAACAGUGGNUUUGAGGACUGGAACCCAAGCCCUAUUGGCGUCUUCAUCACCUCUUGUUAA
Molecule: messenger RNA, 1539 nt
Organism: Aureobasidium musti
Lineage: Eukaryota; Fungi; Ascomycota; Dothideomycetes; Dothideales; Saccotheciaceae
Source: the annotation of a GenBank genome assembly